UCCAACAGUAAAACAGGUCGGUGUAGAUGCCAUUCAUUUUGGAUAGAACAAUGAUGAUCUUCAGUUGAAGAUGGAAUGGUUAGCUGUAGGCAGUGGCACUCGGUUCUACCCAGCCCCCCCGACAGAUAAGUCAAAUGGGCUGCCGAGCCGGUGGUUUCGAUUUGACUGGAGCAUUCUAUUUCCGUGUGAUUUCACCAGUUGUUCCGUUAACUCAGGCGACGAGACCUUGAAACAGAACCCAGUUCCACUGUGCCUUAACCAGGACCGAUGGAUGUGUCUCCUCUGUGUGUUUGGCUACAAGUUUGGCUUGUAGCUACUCUUGCUUUUGUCGACACAGUAACAGCAGAGGACUUCUAUGAGCUGUUGGGAGUUGGCCGAAGUGCCAACACUAAGGAGAUCAGGAAGGCAUUCAAGAAAAUUGCAGUUAAAGAACAUCCAGACAAAAAUGCUGAUGAUCCAAAGGCCCAUGAAAGGUUUCUGCGGAUCAACAGGGCAUAUGAGGUGUUGAAGGAUGAUGAACUACGGAAGAAGUAUGACAUGCAUGGGGAGGAAGGUUUGGAGGACAAGCAGCAGGGCCGUCACUAUGAGAGCUGGCAGUGGUACCAGGAUAACUUUGGUAUCUAUGAUGAUGAUCCUGAAAUAAUCACUCUCAGCCGUACCGAUUUUGAGCAGUCAGUGGCUGGCACAGAAGACAUCUGGUUCAUCAACUACUAUUCAACACACUGCUCCCACUGUCAUGAUUUGGCACCCACAUGGCGAGAUGUUGCCAGGCAACUGGAAGGCGUCAUCCGCAUCGGGGCUGUGAACUGUGAGGAUGACUGGCAACUCUGCCGCAUGCAGGGUGUCAGUAGCUACCCAUCACUCAUCAUGUACCCACAGCGCGAGAAGUAUCAUGGUGACCGCAGCACCAAGGUUCUUGUGAAGUAUGCGAUGCAGCAGCUCAGGGUGAAGGUUGUUGAGCUCUGGGAAGGAAAUUUCAAGGCAGAGGUGGAAGACGAUGAGAGUGGUCUCCCUUGGGUCAUUACCUUUUGUGGAGAAGGGGGAGAUUGCUUGGAGGAAAAAACCAGUUUGAAGUUGGCUGCCAUGUUGGAAGAACUAGUGAGGGUCGGCAGCAUCAACUGCCACACAAGUGCGGAUCUGUGUGGGAGUUUGGACCAUGAGUACGGCACCUACUUCUAUGAGGCAAACAAUGUUGACAUUAGCCAAGGGCUGGAACUGACUAGUCUGGUGGCACAGGAGUUGGCCCAGGAUAUCCUGUCUCAACUCCCCGAUGUCACGCCGCUUGAUGAGGAGACCUUCAAGGAAAUACGAGAGAAGUUGGAGACUGGGCAGGACCGGGCGUGGCUGAUCCACUUCGUGGACCGAGAGGGACAUCAGGAUCUGGACCUGAGGAAGCUUCCGGCGAUGUUGGCGGACUUCCAUAUAGGGCGAGUGAACUGUGAGGUGAUGAGGGAGGCCUGUAGGAAGCUGCACAUCGUCAAGCGGCCCACCUUCAUGGUGUUCAAGGAGAGCGGGGGAUCCGAGAUGUAUUAUGGUCGACUAACAGCACAUGACCUGGCUGCCUUUGCCCGAGACAGUGCCGUCACAAAGUUGGAAGCCUUGGGGCCCCAAGACUUCCCUCAGAGAGUCGUGCUCAGCCAAGAUCCCUGGUUUGUCGACUUCUUUGCACCUUGGUGUCCACCAUGUAUGAAACUGCUGCCAGAGUUCAGGAAAGCAGCCAAGUCAUUUAGUGAGAAUGUGAACUUUGGCACCGUCGACUGCACCGUACAUUCCCAACUCUGCAACAAUUACAACAUCAGGUCGUACCCUACCACCAUCUUGUACAACCAGAGCAGGCCACACCAGUACCAUGGCCACCACAGUGCAGACUCCAUUGUAGAGUUCCUACAGGACACACUGAACCCUCCUGUGAUGCAGCUGAACCAGCAACAGUUCAGGGAACAUGUGGCCCAGAAGAAGGUGAACGAGGUGGUUCUGGUUGACUUCUUUGCCCCCUGGUGCGGCCCUUGUCAGCAGCUGGCCCCAGAGUGGAGGAGACUCGCGAAGAUGGUGAAGAAUGUGAAUAACCUCAAAGUGGCCCAGGUUGACUGUGUGGAAAACAAGGGCCUUUGCCAGCAGGAAAGUAUCACCUCCUACCCCACCAUGAGGCUGUACCCAGCAGGGACGUCUGGGUCAGGCAGCUUCCACAUGUACAAUGGGUGGCAUCGAGACGCUGGAUCCCUGCGUGCCUGGGCCUAUGAGUUCCUCCCCAGUAAGGUGCAGACACUACGGCAGUACAACUUCAGGAAGAUGGUUCUGGAGAGCAGGGAGUCUUGGAUCGUGGAGUUCUACACUCCUUGGUGUGGCCACUGCCAGGUGUUUAAACCAGAGUUUGAGAAGGUUGCUGAGCAACUUGAAGGUGUAGCACAUGCAGGAAAAGUGGACUGUGAUGCUGAACCUUGGCUCUGUCAGGAAGUUGGUGUUCAAGCUUACCCAACCGUCAGGUUCUUUCAAGGGGCAGACAACUCACAUACUGCUCAGCAUGCUUAUGGUUGGGACAUCCAGAGUCAAAAUGCAGAUGAAAUAAUAAACUUUGUGAAACAGAAUUCUAGAAAAAUGGGCCAUGAUGAGUUAUGAUGUCAGACGACCAAAGACAGCAAUCCAGAUUAGAGAACUUCGCCAAGAUAUAAUCUCAAGGCAGAUUUCAACAGUCAGUCUGACCCUGCUUCACCUCAAGCCUUACAAGUCCUACACAGUGGUCUAUCUGCUCACUGAAACCUUGUGAAUCCAUUCCAGCACUCCAGGACUCCAGGCAACCAAGUCUAGACAGUGUUAUACAGUGACAUCGCAUUGGACCCUGUUAAUCUGAAAGCCGUCCUUCUGAAUGAUUGGUUUAAAAAAUGAAAUGUGGAAUUAAGGGACAUUACAGUCUCACAUUAAUUUUCAGUCCAGUCAUUUGAACAAUGACUGGAUUAUUUAUAUAGACAGUAACACUGGAAAUGGUACUGUCUGGAUUAACAUAGCUUCACUGUAGUACACUUUAGCCAUGGAUCGAUAAUCUGGAUGAUGUAAGUGGGAAUGCAAGUAUCAUGAUUAUAUGGUUUGACUGCAUCUUGAUUGGUGCAAUGAAUUUUCUGAUGUAUUGUGUAAUGAUAUAAGUUAUAUCUCCUUGGGGAUUCUAGUUACAAAUAUCGGUCCCCAGCUACAAACUGAAUAUAGCUGAAGGUGGACGUUAAAGAACAAACCAGAAAUGGUUAUGCUGCAGGACAGACAGAUUAACUAUCACAAAACAAUCUGUGUUGAUUUGCUAUGUUUGAGUAGUAUUUAUAAACAUGUGCUUACUCACAUGUAUUUGUUUAUAUUCAUACAUGAUUUGCUGAUCUGAAACAAAUGUUGCUAUGAUACCUGGGUGGACUGUUUCAGCUCUGAUGUUUGGUACAUGUCGCAUAUAUUCAGUACUAUUUCUUUAAAUGCUGGGUCUGUUUGUAGUGACCAGUGCAUCCAGAUCCUGCAGGACUUGAACUAUUUUGUGAGAGGAAUCUCAUAUCUUAUGUCUUCAUUGCACAAGUUGAUUGACAGAAUACAUUAUCAGAAAACCAUGAACAGAAAAUUCUUAACAUGGUGUUGAUAAUGUGAAGCUAUUUUAUUAAAGGUUUGAACACAUUUUAAAUGAUCUGAAGUGGUAGCUAAAUUGUGGUGUUAGAUGGUGGUAUCAUGUGAAGAUAUUGUGUACCGGUAAUAUUUAUGGGGAAUUGACACCUUGAACAAAAGAAGGGAACAUUUUAAAGAAAUAGUUCCCUAUGCAAUUUGAGUCAAUGGAUUAGUGUAUGAAAGGUCAUUGAAACAGUUCCCAUGGUUUUAGAAUGUCAAAUAUUCUUCACUGUGUCUUCUAUAGUUUUCCUUCAGCUUCAACAAACUGUAGCUAAUGUACAUGUAAAUGUAUUGGAUAUGUCACAUCUAGUAACUUGUUUGAAUUCAAGAUUUGAAAGAUAUUUUGUACCUGUUGUUCUGUAACAGACUUUUGUAACAUAUACCAGUACAACAGAUACCAGACCUUUUAAUAUACUUUCUACAUGUGUGGGUUUUAGCUUGGUUAUUCAUAUUAAACUUGAUGCUUUUAAUGCUGUAUAUUGUACAGCCUAUUCUGGCUGUUCAGAGGUAACUGUACAAUCGGCUGGAGAGUAAUGUUUUUCUGUACUAUCUUUUGUCACAGCAGUAUGCGGGCAGUCUUUAUGUUGUGCAAUAGCAUUAUAUAAUAUGGGUCGUUUGUUUAUUGUCCCAGUGUUUCUAUAAAUUGGAAAACCAGAAACAUAAUACCAUCUGUUGAUGACAGACUUAGACUUCAGAAUAAAGAAGUCGUUAUUUAUGAAAAGCCUAAGUUAUAUAAAACUUUGCAAUGCAGCUUAGAAGUUGUGAUUUGUUAAAUACAAUAACUUGUAUUGCUGCAGCUGCAAGAGGUGAUUGCUAUGUCUGUAUGUCACUUGAGACUGAUCCCUUCAUUUGUAAUGAAGAAACUCAAGGAGUCUGUUGAUUAUGCACUUUGAGAAGAACUGAGUUAACUGAAGUCAACAUACCUCAUUGCUAGCUCCAAUAUACUUUUUCAAGUACGGUACAUCAUUUAGAAAAAUGUUGGUUUCAUUUUGUAACAUGCAAUAAGAGAUCAGUAUAAUUGCUACCCUGAUAUGACAUUAAAUCAAUAAUGAUUCCUCUGAAAACAAUCUAAUGGUUAUACUUUCCAAAAUUAAAUGCCCAACAUCCAUGGUAAUAUAUGAGAAUCUGUCAGGAUUACGAACCCAAUAUGUUUUGUAUUUCUGUGAUAUUGUCAGCAGUCUGGAACCACCAGAAGACAUCCCUGCGAGGCAGGUGCUUGUGGUGAUGCCAGCUACUGGGAACUGGUGUAUGUGUUGUGGGGGAAACACUGCUUAGUUAGUCGGGUACUGCUUACAUUGUUCAGGUAACGGAUUGUGUCAGAGACGGGUUCUGCUUCCUUCUGUCAGGUAUACCUUGCAUUGGCUAUUAUUAAUAUUUACUGUCUAUAUUGUUUGUGAUUGAAAAUGAAAAAAGUAAAUGAUAUCAGUGACACAGUUUGAUACUGCAUUAUGAAGAUGUGAGGGGCAUUCAUUCAUAGAACAACUACAGGUUCUUAGGGAGAGUAGUGAUGUCAAGUGGAAAGUGUCCCGUGUGUCACUGACUUUGCUAGCUUCGGUUUAAAGCUUUGUAUAGCCAGGCAUUGGUGUAGAUUGAACAUCCCCCUGUGUAGUGGACUUCUUCAGUGGUCCUUGAGUUACAUGGUGGCCAUGUUCCAGAAACAGAUUGGUAAUAUUGCUGUUUUGGGCAGAAUGUUUGUUCUGAAUUAUCAUUAAUUACUCCCUUAUAUGUAGCUAAUGUCAGCCUGGGAAUUAAAACGUUACAGUUUUAUGUUGGGUAUAUCUUAAUGUUCGGGUAUUCCUUGGUCAGUGGGUAUGAAUUUCAGAAGGCACAAGUGUGCUGUCCGCUAUGGACAGACAAUGAUUAGGUGAAAUGGUUGUUACUUUGUAACAUACAGCCUUAUUGACUGACAUUUGUGAUUUUAUGUAUAAUUUAAAUUUAUGAAGUGAUAUUAAGAUGUUGCUCCAAGGUAUGAUAAUACAUGGAUGACAAUGCUGUCUCUAUGCAGGCCUUUGUACUUAAACCAUUCAUCUCUUGCUGAAUCAAUUUUUCAAUUUAUACAUGUCAUUUGUCACUGUAUACUACUUCUGUCUCAACUCACCCCUUAAUAUAUCAAUGUUAAUUUGGGAUUACUCUUUCUGAGCAAAGUACAGAUUCUAGUACUUUUGUUGUGUUGAGUCCCAUCCAAGAUACAAACCCACACACUUAGAGUCAGGUUGAGGCUGAGUGGGUUAGGUGGCUGACUUUGUGUGCUGGCGAUUAGGUGCCUGACUCUGAGGGUAUGGGUUCAAAUGCCAGAUGGUACUCAACCCAACAAAAGUACUAGAAUCUGUACUUUACUGAGAAAGUGUAAUCCCAAAUUAACAUGUUACAUUUGACCACUUUCUAAAUGGCAUUGUGUAUUCAUCACCCCUUAAUAGCCCAACGAGUUUUGUUCCAAGCAACAUUCUGUUGGUCAGACUUGGUGACUUGGUUGAUGGCAAGUCAUUGUGCCCCAAAGAACAUGGAGUGCUGUUCACAAUGCCAUCAGUGAUGUUGGAUUGGACAGGCAUAGCUGCUUGUUAGAGUGCUGUUUGUAUUUGUUUUUACAUUACAGUAGCAACACUGAGAU
This is a messenger RNA of Haliotis rubra (blacklip abalone), 6238 nucleotides long. RefSeq names its product dnaJ homolog subfamily C member 10-like. The record is from RefSeq and is a predicted model, not a curated record. The coding region runs from base 268 to 2616 and encodes 782 amino acids. Lineage: Eukaryota; Metazoa; Mollusca; Gastropoda; Lepetellida; Haliotidae. The transcript is spliced from 21 exons.